Molecule: messenger RNA, 1439 nt
Organism: Camelus dromedarius (Arabian camel)
Lineage: Eukaryota; Metazoa; Chordata; Mammalia; Artiodactyla; Camelidae
Gene: CCL24
Product: C-C motif chemokine ligand 24
Exons: 4
Coding region: 173-532 (119 amino acids)
Biological process (GO): immune response; eosinophil chemotaxis
Cellular component (GO): extracellular region
Molecular function (GO): chemokine activity
Source: RefSeq, a predicted model, not a curated record
GGAAACAUUUCUACACUUGGUGCUGCAGCUGUCACUUUGUCACCUUCAACUGCCCUGAUCAAGGACAGAGGGUAGCCGGAGUGCUCUGCAGGCAACCAGGCCUCUUGUCCCAGGCCCUCUCCUCCUGCAUCCCAGCCUUGAGCCCUGAGCUGCCUCCUCCACCCUCCAGGACAUGGCAGGCCCAGUGACCAUCGCAGCCAGCCUCCUGCUCCUGGUACUGUGUGCCUACUGCAUGUCCCCUGCAGGUUCCGUGACCAUACCUUCUUCCUGCUGCAUAACCUUCAUUUCUAAAAAAAUUCCCGAGAGCCGAGUGGAAAGCUACCAGCUGUCCAACGGGAGCAUCUGCCCCAAGGCAGGAGUGAUCUUCACCACCAAGAAGGGCCUGAAGUUCUGUGGUGACCCCAGGCAGCCGUGGGUCCAGAGGUACGUGAAGAACUUGGACGCCAAGCGGAAGAAAGACUCCACGAGGUCGAGGGUGAUGGGGACCAAAGUCCUCGUCCAGAGGCAUCCUGCCAAUGGCACCUCCAUCUGACCACCGCCUGGCCCCCUGCCCUGCGCCUGGGCCUGGGCCUGGCCUCCUCGGCAGGCUACCUAAGGCCUGCUGAGCCAGCAGCAGUAGGCAGUAGUUCCUGUUUCUUAGCAUCAUUCUCAGGGGGUGUGUCUAGUCUAUUAAAAACCCAAGACGGGGGAGGCCUGCUCCUGGGGGCCGAGCCAUGGCUCCAAGCACCCCGUGCCUCUUGCCUUCCCUGAGCCGGGGGAGAAGGUCCCAACAGGAGGGCCAUGGUGACCCUUCAUCCUCCCCAAGCUGGAGCUGGCCCUUCUCCAGGUUCCAUCAGAGCCCACGUGCAUGAGGCCCGGCCUGCAGACACACUCUGCUUGUACCCUGGCCUGCAGCUGGCUCCUGUGGGCCCUCUGGUCUUGCAGUGGGGCCUGUGGGCCGUCUAUCUGUCUGUCUGUCUGUCUGUCUGUCUGGGGGACGGGUGGCCUUAGCUGUCCAUCACGGUAGGGAUGCUCCUGGUCUGUCCCACAUGCAGCCUCCCAUGUGAAUAAAAACCCAGCAAAAGCCUUUCGCUGCUAAGUCCUGCCCUCCCUGCACACCUCUCAUGGAAUGUGAUGAAUAAAUUUUUCAGGAACUUAUUGGCUUUGUCAUGCAAUGGACCUGGAGUGCCAGGAUGAGGGAUCAGCCUGAGGAGCUGAGCUCCUCUGUGAAGAUACAGGUUUCAGGAGAUGUCCUGUUUCUUGGCAUGGCUUGCACCACGCUGCUUUGGAGACAAAGAUCCACUCUGCCUUUAGGGCUGGUCUCUCACCACAUUUUGGUGAGGGGAAGAUGGGGUCGGGGCUGAGGGGGAGGGGAUCCCAGCAUUCUUUUUUUUCUAGGCAGGAGAUACGAUAUGAUUUGCAUGUCAAAAGUGUAGGCAAACACACCUGCUGUUAUCAAA